This is a messenger RNA of Anneissia japonica, 3486 nucleotides long. RefSeq names its product receptor tyrosine-protein kinase erbB-2-like. The transcript has 20 exons. Gene Ontology annotation, molecular function: transmembrane receptor protein tyrosine kinase activity; protein binding; ATP binding. Gene Ontology annotation, cellular component: signaling receptor complex. Bases 974 to 3472 code for a protein of 832 amino acids. The record is from RefSeq and is a predicted model, not a curated record. NCBI's taxonomy places the organism in Eukaryota, Metazoa, Echinodermata, Crinoidea, Comatulida, Comatulidae. Gene Ontology annotation, biological process: multicellular organism development; cell surface receptor protein tyrosine kinase signaling pathway; protein phosphorylation.
AUUGUUGUUAAUGUUAUUAGUAAUAUCAUGUAGUAAUAGGGCCUACUGGCUGUGUGUAUGGCUAUUGCUUUAAUAUAAACAAAUCAGUAUGGCAGCAGAGGUACCCGGCGAGAGGAAAGUGUUCGUUGUCGUGUGUCCAUUAAAAUGCUUCGAAAGUGGUCCAGGGGGGGGGGGCGGAGUUUCAGAGGCUUAUUUAAUCGAUAUUAUAUAUAGAUAGUCUACUAAUAUGUAGAAAAUACAUAGACUAUAAUUUUUUUUUUUUUUUGCGUAUUGUGGUUUUCCUUCUUUUCUGUGAGGGCGGGGGAGCAAGAAAACUUUCUGAGGGAAAUUCACCCCCCCCCCCGUAGCGCCGCCACUGUUCAAAAUUUACAAAUUUCAAGAAUAAUAAUAAUUUUUAAUACUGUACUCCCAUUCCAAGGAAAGAUUAUCAAAGGAGCACUGUAACAGCAAGCUUCUGAAGAGAUGAUUUUUUAAUAUAGAGGUAGAUGACGUAAUUGGAAGAAGGUAGUACGUUCCAAAGAUAAGCGGCAGUGCAAAUGUUCUUUAGCUAUCUGUUCUUGCGUCCCACACAUAUUCAUUAUUAAAGCUUAUUGCUUUUGAUACACUUUCCCAUUUAUCAGCUUAUUUAAUGUUUAUGCAUCUGCUUCAUAUACUGUAAUGAAUUGUGUUAUGAUAAAUGAACUGUAGUGCUACUAAACUGACCUGAAUUAGCAAGCAGACUACCGCAACAGUAGCCAUCCAUUGUGUCCGAUAUCCGGGUUAUUACAAACUCGAGAGCGUAGGUAACUGUGGCAACGAAUAUGUCGUGGUUUAUUGUGGAUUAUCUCUAUUGAAAUCAUUAAUACAUUUUAAGUUAAUACGCACUCAAUGCCAUUCGUAAACUAUCAACCAUCCGAUGUUAAUCUAGUUGGUUUUAGAACAGCAAAUCAUUGUACAUUGGUUUCGAAAACAGGUUUAGAAUACACGGUCAGACAUGAAGCUGUCAAGGCUAGUUACAGCAGUGUACUGCAUAAGCACUGUAUACAUAUGCUUAUGCGAUGCUUUUGACUUUUCGUGCCAACUUUUGUUUAGUUACAAAGGUAUCACUAACGAUCUCAUUAAAAAAGAGCAAUUUAAUGCAUAUAAGACUGAAUCCGGUAUUAAUGCAACAACGUCUUGGCUCUUCGAAACCAAUGUAACCUGGACAACACCAGUGGCAACUCAGCCUGGGCACAGUAUCGAUCGUUAUUUACUAGAAAUUCAACGGGUUCCGCUCAGCAACACCUUACCCACGGUAUAUGGGAAUUGUGGAAUAGAGGUUACCGAUGAUGAUAUAAUCACCAACAAUACUUGGUACAUAUUUGAAAACUUGGCUUACAAGGAGUUGUACUCUUUUCGCGUAUAUUUUAUAGAACUAGGUACAAGCACAAGAGGUCAACCAAGCGUACAAAAAAUCAUUCAUACGGAAGAUUGCUUCAAGUUGACUCGCGAUGGAGAAUUUUGCACGAAACAAGGCGUUAGGCUCAGUGGAGAGAUAUUAGAUUUACGUGUCGAAAACAUCACAAUAAAUAGAGAUAUGGAGACGGUGACAGCAUUUGUAUCCUGGAUUCCGCCUGUGCACGUGGCAGAGAAUGGCUCACUCUCUAGGUAUAUUUACUCCUACUCGGGAAAGAUUCAUAAAGUCACAAGCUCAAGUUUUGUGGAGGCUGGGAAAACAUCGCAUUGGUCUCAUAGGCAGACUUUAAACAUCUCUAACCUACUACUUGAUGAAACCUAUACGUUUUAUAUGCAGCCGAUUGUUGUAAUUGAGGGUCAAGAUUACCUUACGUCAGAUACGAAGACACAGAUGCAGUUCAACGCCUCACCAGAUGUGGGAAUCUGGACGGAAUGGAGUUAUUCAUCAAUGUGUGAAUUACCGUGUGAGGGCGUUCAGAGUCGAGCAAGGGAAUGCUAUCCUAUGUACGCCAACUGUUCGGGCGAAGGCUCGGAUAUCACUAAUUGCUACAACGCUAGUGAAUGUACAACCAGACAGGAAAUUCCUGAAUCUCGUUCGGUUAUGACUUAUGUUCUAACAGUAAUCCCCGGUCUUUUAUUUUUAUCAUUUACAUCACUCUCGUACUGUCUAUACAAACGGAAGGAAAAGCAUGGUGUAAAAGAAGCUUUGGAAGAAAUACGAUUUUCUUCAUUGGAUCCAGUUUUCAAAGACUUUGAAAUAAAAUCUAAAGAAUUUAUUUUUUGGGGAGAAAAGAAGAAGAUAGGUAGUGGAAGGUUCGGAUCAGUUUACUCGUGUGAAGUUUACGGUCUUGUGAAGGAGAACCAGUACUCAACAGCCGCUAUCAAAACUCCGUUAGAAACAUCAAACGCGGCAGAACGGGUAGCCUUUAAGAAAGAGAUCGAAUUGAUGAUUCAGAUUGGUAAGCAUCGACACAUUGUUGAACUCCUUGGAUGUCACACCACAAUGGAUCCGAUCCUGAUGGUGAUGGAGUUAAUGCCAAAUGGCAGCUUGCUUGAUGUUCUUAGAAAAUGCGAACAGUCGACAAAUAGUGGAUUGUACAAACAUGAGGUAUAUAACUUAUGUGAGGACAAUCUUUACAGUUUCGGUAGACAAGUAGCAUGUGGAAUGGAAUACAUUUCCAGUCAAAAGGUUGUUCACGGAGACUUAGCAGCGAGGAAUAUUCUCGUCGGAGUGGACAACUUAGUCAAGAUAUCAGACUUUGGUCUCAGUCAGGACACGUACGAGAAGAGCUACGUGCGGUUAAGUGACGGAGAAAUGCCGGUAAAAUGGUACAGCUUGGAAACAAUCACUGAAAACUUAAUGACAGUGAAAAGUGACGUGUGGUCUUUUGGUAUUCUUCUAUACGAGAUAUUUACAUAUGGGAAAUCACCUUAUCCUGGCAUCGUGGUACAGACGCUGCCGUCUCUGCUUCAGUCUGGCUACAGAAUGCAGCGACCAGAGCAUUGCCCAUACCCAGCAUAUGAGUUAAUGACACAUUGCUGGACCGAAUGUCCAACUAAAAGGCCUUCGUUUACAGAACUUCUUAAGGAACUAGACAGUAUAAUCGAAGCACGGGUUGGAUAUACAUAUUUAAAAUUAGCUAAAACAACAUCCACUGACGUUAAGGAUGAAAGUGAAAAUUGUAAACAUCAAGACAUCGAUGAAGUGUCGAGUGACUCCGGUAAUGUGGAGCAGACGGUACCUGAAGAUUACUUACCUUUUUAUAACGAGGGGUUUCAACUCGACGAUCUAGACCCCGACGAUAUUGCUAGGUGUCUUCGAAAAUGUAACACUGAGCUGAUCAGCAAUUGUGACAUUGAGUUUGUUCCUCGCUUAGAAGACAGUGAGACUGGUAGUACCGCGGUAUCAGAGGCACAUUCGAGCAGUGUAAUAUCCUCCGUUGAUUCAUCGUUCCUUGCAAGAUGCCUCGUAUCAAGCAACACCAAACUCACCAAUGAAAAUAAGGUCACACUGGUACCAAUAUUUGAAGACAGUUGACAGAUACAAUCAGU